Molecule: messenger RNA, 589 nt
Organism: Capra hircus (goat)
Lineage: Eukaryota; Metazoa; Chordata; Mammalia; Artiodactyla; Bovidae
Gene: S100A5
Product: S100 calcium binding protein A5
Exons: 3
Coding region: 174-455 (93 amino acids)
Cellular component (GO): nucleus; cytoplasm
Molecular function (GO): calcium ion binding; transition metal ion binding
Source: RefSeq, a predicted model, not a curated record
AUGGCUAUGAGAAUUUCCUGAGAAGUGGCCCUGGAGGUGGAGGUGGGGAUUGGAACCAGCCAGGAGGCUGCUGCAACUGCCGAGACCCUUGCCUUCCACCGUGGUCCUGGCUGAGUCUCCCGGUGGUGGGGAGAAGCUGAAGUUUUGGGGAGCUUCUGGAACUGCACACCGUGAUGGAGACCCCCCUGGAGAAGGCCCUGACCACUAUGGUCACCACUUUCCAUAAAUAUUCUGGGAGAGAGGGCAGUAAACUGACUCUGAGCAAGAAGGAGCUAAAGGAACUGAUCAAGAAGGAGCUGUGUCUUGGUGAGAAGAUGAGGGAGAGCAGCAUUGACGACCUGAUGAAGAGCCUGGACAAGAACAGCGACCAGGAGAUUGACUUCAGGGAGUACUCGGGGUUCCUGACCACGCUGUGCAUGGCCUACAACGGCUUCUUUCUGGAGGAGAACCAAUGACCGGGGCCUGGUCCCUGGCCCCUGCAGCUCUGUUCACAAACCCUGCAUGGCCCCUCACCUUCCCCUCCCUCCCAGACAGACCCUGCUUCAGCCUUCCCCUCCGGCAGAGGAAUAAAGGUUUUCCAUUCCAGGUG